AGGUGCAGUAUCAUGGUUAUGAAAGCUUCGGUAGAAGAUGAUGAUUCAGGAUGGGAACUCGGUAUGCCUGACAAGAUGGAAAAGAGUAACACAAGCUGGAUAGAUAUAACCCAGGAUUUUGAAGAAGCUUGUAGAGAACUGAAGUUAGGAGAACUGCUUCAUGACAAGCUUUUUGGUCUUUUUGAAGCCAUGUCUGCCAUUGAAAUGAUGGAUCCCAAGAUGGAUGCUGGUAUGAUUGGAAAUCAAGUUAAUAGAAAGGUUCUUAACUUUGAGCAAGCAAUUAAGGAUGGCACCAUUAAAAUAAAGGAUCUCACUUCACCUGAGCUGGUAGGAAUAAUGGAUACGUGUUUUUGUUGUUUGAUAACAUGGUUAGAGGGACAUUCCUUGGCACAGACGGUAUUCACUUGCCUUUAUAUUCACAAUCCAGACUUCAUAGAAGAUCCUGCUAUGAAGGCUUUUGCUCUAGGGAUCCUAAAAAUCUGUGAUAUUGCCAGAGAAAAGGUUAACAAAGCAGCUGUUUUUGAGGAGGAAGAUUUUCAGUCAAUGACUUACGGAUUUAAAAUGGCCAACAGUGUGACAGAUCUUAGAGUUACAGGUAUGCUAAAAGAUGUAGAAGAUGACAUGCAAAGACGAGUGAAGAGCACUCGAAGUCGACAAGGAGAAGAGAGAGAUCCAGAAGUUGAACUUGAACAUCAACAGUGUUUAGCUGUGUUCAGCAGAGUCAAGUUUACCCGGGUACUACUGACUGUUCUGAUAGCAUUUACCAAAAAAGAGACAAGUGCAGUUGCAGAAGCUCAGAAGCUAAUGACUCAGGCAGCUGACUUGCUUUCUGCUAUCCACAAUUCAUUGCAUCAUGGUAUCCAGGCACAGAAUGAUACCACUAAAGGAGAUCAUCCUAUUAUGAUGGGCUUUGAGCCCCUUGUUAAUCAGAGAUUGCUGCCACCAACUUUCCCUCGAUAUGCAAAAAUAAUUAAAAGGGAAGAAAUGGUCAAUUAUUUUUCCAAACUAAUAGACCGAAUAAAAACUGUAUGUGAAGUAGUCAACUUAACUAACUUGCACUGUAUACUGGAUUUUUUCUGUGAGUUUAGUGAGCAAUCACCAUGUGUUCUUUCAAGGUCCCUGUUACAGACAACUUUUCUGGUAGAUAACAAGAAGGUGUUUGGCACUCACCUCAUGCAAGACAUGGUAAAAGAUGCUUUAAGGUCUUUUGUCAGUCCUCCAGUACUUUCUCCAAAGUGUUGUCUUUAUAAUAAUCACCAGGCGAAGGACUACAUUGAUUCCUUUGUGACACAUUGUGUUCGGCCAUUCUGUAGUCUGAUUCAGAUCCAUGGACACAAUAGAGCUCGUCAGAGAGAUAAGCUGGGUCACAUUCUUGAGGAAUUUGCCACCCUCCAGGAUGAG
Molecule: messenger RNA, 1401 nt
Organism: Fulmarus glacialis (Northern fulmar)
Lineage: Eukaryota; Metazoa; Chordata; Aves; Procellariiformes; Procellariidae
Gene: NAA35
Product: N(alpha)-acetyltransferase 35, NatC auxiliary subunit
Exons: 15
Biological process (GO): N-terminal peptidyl-methionine acetylation
Cellular component (GO): NatC complex
Source: RefSeq, a predicted model, not a curated record